Molecule: messenger RNA, 3800 nt
Organism: Pimephales promelas (fathead minnow)
Lineage: Eukaryota; Metazoa; Chordata; Actinopteri; Cypriniformes; Leuciscidae
Gene: mapk8b
Product: mitogen-activated protein kinase 8b
Biological process (GO): protein phosphorylation
Molecular function (GO): MAP kinase activity; ATP binding
Source: RefSeq, a predicted model, not a curated record
AGUACGCAAGUGUCCGCAGCUCAAGGCCUGCCAGUGGACGGAAGCACAGUGAGCGAAGAGCUUGUGUCUCCAAGUGGAAAACAAGACGAAUACAACGAACUGCUGUGCUCUGUGUGAAGAAGACACUUGUCAUUUUAUGAAUCAUCUCUUGAAUUGUCUGUAUAUCUUUUAAGAGGAUUUUGAAGUUGAAGUUUUUCUUGAAUGCCCAAGAAACAGUCAGUACGGUUUUCAACAUGAACAGGAAUAAGCGUGAGAAAGAGUAUUACAGCAUAGAUGUAGGAGAUUCAACAUUCACCGUUUUGAAGCGCUAUCAGAAUCUGAGACCAAUCGGGUCUGGAGCUCAAGGCAUCGUCUGCUCUGCGUAUGACCACGUCCUUGAACGAAAUGUUGCAAUUAAGAAACUUAGCCGACCCUUUCAGAACCAAACUCAUGCCAAACGGGCCUACAGAGAACUGGUCCUGAUGAAAUGUGUCAACCACAAAAACAUAAUUGGCUUGUUAAAUGUGUUCACACCACAGAAGACACUUGAGGAAUUCCAGGAUGUUUAUCUGGUGAUGGAGCUGAUGGAUGCAAACCUGUGCCAGGUCAUUCAGAUGGAGCUGGACCACGAGAGACUCUCCUACCUGCUUUAUCAGAUGCUCUGCGGCAUCAAACACCUACAUGCUGCCGGCAUCAUACACAGGGAUCUGAAACCUAGUAACAUAGUAGUGAAAUCCGACUGUACGCUGAAGAUCCUCGACUUCGGCCUGGCCCGGACGGCCGCCACCGGCCUCCUCAUGACCCCGUAUGUGGUGACGCGCUACUAUCGUGCCCCCGAGGUCAUCCUGGGCAUGGGUUACCAAGCCAAUGUGGAUAUUUGGGCUGUUGGCUGCAUUAUGGCAGAGAUGGUGCGGCACAAAAUCCUUUUUCCAGGGAGAGACUAUAUUGACCAGUGGAACAAGGUGAUCGAGCAGCUGGGCACACCGGCACAAGAGUUCAUGUUGAAGCUGAACCAGUCAGUGAGGACUUACGUGGAGAACAGACCUCGCUAUGCUGGAUACAGCUUUGAGAAGCUCUUCCCUGACGUGCUCUUCCCUGCAGACUCUGACCACAACAAACUCAAAGCGAGCCAGGCCCGAGACUUGUUAUCCAAAAUGCUGGUAAUAGAUGCGUCGAAGCGAAUCUCAGUGGACGAGGCCCUCCAGCACCCCUACAUCAACGUGUGGUACGAUCCGUCAGAGGUGGAAGCGCCGCCACCGGCGAUCACGGAUAAACAACUAGAUGAGAGAGAACACACAGUAGAAGAGUGGAAAGAGCUGAUAUAUAAGGAAGUGCUGGACUUGGAGGAGCGAACGAAAAACGGAGUGAUCCGAGGACAGCCGGCCUCACUAGGUGCAGCAGUGAGCAACGACUCCCAGGAGCCCUCGACGACGUCCUCCUCCUCCACAAACGACGCGUCGUCCAUGUCCAGCGACCCCACCGUGACCUCGGACACGGACAGCAGUCAGGAGACCACAGGACCGCUGGGCUGCUGUAGAUGACCAUCCUCGUGCAUCCCGUUCCCGCUAACAUCCCUCUUCACUGGCAAACGGACACGUGUCCUCCUUUCUUUCUCAAACUCGACAAGUUCUUUUGAAUCGAAAAAGCUUAAGAACGGAGGUAAGAGUUGUUGAGGGCACCAAACCAGCAUUACUUUGACUGCUUUCAUUUGCUGUACUUUAAUUUCGCAUCAGAUUGAAGCUAGCCCCGUGCGACGUCAUCUUGCCAUUUGGAUGUGGAAUGAUUUGAGUAGUUUAUUUGUAAAGAUGGAUGGUGAAUAUAUUUUUGAGAUGUUUUAUUUUUUUGAGAGUCAUUUUAAUCACUAAUUAGUGGAGGUUCUUCCUGGAUAAAUUAACGUUUCCACACUGUUACUAGUGUUUGGGAGUCGGUGCUGUGUAAAACGCAUCUGAUCGGUCUAAGAUGGACGUUUUAUUUGGUUUGGCUUUACAAAAACACAUUUUAAAGCGCUCUUAGGGUCUGUAAGCUACUCUAAUUUCAGUGUACACCAUUUACUCUCUGUAAAAACACAAGUUUUUAAGCGUCACCGUAUGUAAUCUAGUCUGUACAUAUUUCAUUAAGCUUUCUUUCAGCGCUGUACAGUUGUUUGAACACUUCAAUAUAUGAUAUGAAACCGAAAUUGGAUAUUUGGUCCCUGCAUAAGAAACGCUUUUGAUUUCUUUAGUGUCUACAAUCAAACUGCGUAUACCGACGUGAUCUUAUUCGUUAGGCUAUGAGAAAAAAAGAUUUUUUUUAAUGAUGUUAUUUUAGUUGCAGCAAUGGAAACGGUUCAAAAUGGAUCGUAAUGAAAGGACUUGGCAAUCUAACGUUAAAAAAAAAAUCAUUUUAUAAAAAAAAAAUCUUUGAUUAUGUAAUGUUUUGGAAUGUAAUUAUAUCUUAGUGUAUGAAGUGUAAACUCUACUCCUCCUACUGUAAAGAAUACAAUGACUACAAGGUAAAUCCAUCAGAUGUCAUUCAUCAUUGGGCUUUUAUUUUGUUUUCAAAAUGGAGAAAGUGCCUGAGUCAAGCAUUCAUUCCUGAAUGAUUAGAAAGAUGAAGAAAUUUGGGUGAGGUUUUUCAAAGUAAUCCUGUUCAUAUCACGUUGGAGUGUCUAUUUUUCUAUUGUAUUGGACGUGUGUGUGUGUGUGUGUGUGUGUGUGAUGUAGAUCGAAAGGUUGAGAAAGGGACGUUUCCUCAAGCAAGGUCUUUUAUCAAAGUGAUAGCAAAUUGGAACAUUUUUGGUAUGCAUAUAUGGUUUGCAGCUUUAUUUUGUUUAGGGAAAUGUGCAAGAUAUUGCAACAAAUGCUGUAGAUGGGAACUACAUUUCCCAUGAUGCAAUGCUCUCGAACGGACAUGCGUAUGUAUGGUGAUGGUUGAAAGGAUGUAGGAACCGAAGGUUUGUGUUUGCAUAAUGAUCGGCAUAUAUACUCUUUUAUUUGAGUCGCAUCCCGGACGUUUUUUUUUAAGUGCUCUUAAUUUUUUCUUCACUGUCUUUAGGCUAAUGAAUUUUAACUUUUUUUUUCUUUUUAUUUCAUCUCUCAAAAAUGUUAUAAUUCAGAUCAAAGUAGGCUUUGAUGAACUACCUCACUCAAAAUUUCUAGAUUUUUUUUUUUCCGACGUAGUUGCCCGUAAAAUGUUAAUACAGAUUUCAUUAUUUAUUUAUUUCUAAAGUGAACUAUUGUCAAUAGUAGGCAACGUAUAGUUUUGUACAUUAUGUAUACUUCACCUAGAAGUAAAAGAACUGAAAUGUAAAUUUGAUCUUUUUGUUUUUAAUUUUCUUUGUACUCAUUUUUUUUUUACAGUUGUUGUGCAAUACCCACUGCUGUCAUGCUAGUUGUAAUCGCUAGAUCUAGACUUAUUAGUUUUAAAUAUGUACCCAGAGGUAGAGAUAUGUUUGGUACUGUCUGAUAAACAUAUUUUUUUGUCUUUUUAAAUCUGGAUUUUUUUUUUCUUUUGUGGCUUUUUUUCAUCAAUGUUACAUAACCUGUCUUACCAAAAACUAAAUUCUGUGGCUGAUGUUAGCAAGGUUUCAUGUUUAGCCACAGGACUUUGAUCAACCUGGUAAGUUCAAUUUAAAAACAUCUGUAAAAUAUCUUGAAUUACCAAUAUGUUAAGAUUUGGUGCUGGUAUGUAAUAUUUGCUAGCAACGCCAGCUAUUAUUAAAUUGCUAACUCUGUGUGCGCUCAACAGCAUACAGACAAUGAGAAGUGUGCACAAAGAAUGCACUGGGAUCUUAUGAUACCAAUUGUACAUGUACUGCAAAUAAACACCAGUUUGAAUCAGAA